AUGAAUUGGCUCAAGUCAACUCUCGCGACGGUUGCGGGUACGCAGGAGCCGAUCUAUGGGCCCGAGGCCAUCCAGACGGUCACCAAGCAGUCGGAGACCACUCCGUACACCGAGUUGACUAAGGACUUCCUGCAAUGGCGCGCAUACCAGUACACCAACGUGGAGACGCAGACCUUCUACGUCAUGCCGGAGAACGGGCCCCUGGUCAUGGUCCAGGUCAUCUACAGCAAUAUCGUCGGCAUCCACACCACCGCCCAGUUCAACACCAAGAUCUUCAACCCCAAGGGUGACGGCGAGCAUGUGUGGCACUCAGACCCGCUGCAGAACUUCAUGUUUGACGAGCCUAUGUACUCGUUCGGCGCCGAUAACUUGUCGCUCACCCUCAACGAGGACGGCUCCGAGUACACCAUCAAGUCUACCGUUAACGCCGACAGUCUGGUGGAUAUCAAGUUCUCCCGCUCAGCCCCCGGGUUCGUCGUCGGUAAGGACGGAACCACGUACUUUGGGACAGACCCCGAGAACCCCUGGGGCUCGAUGCGUCACUGCUUCUGGCCUCGCUGUGCCGUCUCGGGCACCAUUGCCACCAAGGAGAAGACCUAUGAUCUGACGGGUCGUGGAACGUACAUCAUGGCCCUGCAGGGAAUGAAGCCGCACCAUGCCGCGGCCCGAUGGAACUUCAUCAACUUCCAGACGCCGACCUACAGCGCCAUCAUGAUGGAGUACACGACUCCCCCGUCCUACGGCUCGACUAAGGUCAACGUCGGCGGUAUCGUCAAGGACGGCUCGAUCAUCUAUGCCGGCUCUACCAACUCGGCCACCCACACGGAUUCCGCGCAGGAUGCGGAUAGCGAUUGGCCCGCGCCUACAGCGGCCAAGUGGGAAUGGACCGGCAAGACCGCCGACAACCAAGAGGUCACGGCCGAGGUGGAUGGCUCGCUCGGCAAGCGACAGGACCGCAUUGACGUGAUGGCCCAUGUGCCGGGCUUCAUCAAGUCCAUUGCCGGCAGUGUGGCCGGAACCAGACCGUAUAUUUUCCAGUUCUCUCCCGAGGAGAAGCUCUCAUUGAAACUCAACAUCGGUGGCACCGAGUCCGUCGAGGAGGGCAACAUGUUCUCCGAGGCUACUUUCAUCUCGUGA
Molecule: messenger RNA, 1137 nt
Organism: Penicillium alfredii
Lineage: Eukaryota; Fungi; Ascomycota; Eurotiomycetes; Eurotiales; Aspergillaceae
Product: survival factor 1 family protein
Exons: 5
Coding region: 1-1137 (378 amino acids)
Biological process (GO): response to oxidative stress
Cellular component (GO): cytoplasm
Source: RefSeq, a predicted model, not a curated record